UUCUAAAUCAUCCUCCUCAGUUCCGGGUCAUGUCACAUGACUUCACAGCCUCCACACAAAAAGUACCAGGUCCCUGCUAGACUGGAUCGGUAAUUUGGACAAAGUGGGCACGACGCUUUGCUGUGAUUUGCGGUCGGGUAAAACGAUGUCUGGGAUUGGUAGAGUCGGUCUGUCCUUAUCACCGAUCUCAUCUAUUGUUUUCUUUUUAUCUGCGAUGUAAACAGUUGGAAGACAUUGCAUUUUUAAAAAAACCAAAACAUUUCUUAAAAAUAUGUACUAUUUUAUUAAAACGAAAGAGGCGACACUGAACCGUGUAAUAUAGCGAUGACGUGCAUGAUUUCUGCCGCUAAGAAGUAAAUAUAUUUUUGGAAAAUCGUUCAAAAAUACAUCAUCUGGCUGCAUCUGAUCCACUCGGUCACUGCAAAACAUAUAAUUAGAUGAAUGCACGCACCCUUCAUUGCGUGGGAAUUAUUGGUGGAACUACGUCUCUAACUGCAUAUGGCCGAUAUUAUCAUUAUUUUCGCGAUGAAUUCGCAUUUUGCCUUUGCCGUCUGCUAAAUGUCACAGUGAUGCUCCUUUUUUCUGAGUAUGUAGGCCGGUGUGUUUGAGUCCGCCACCCCCUCCCCUCGAUGGUACAGUCCUGGUUCAUUCAUAAAAUUCUAGCAGGGCUUAAUAGGAGGGGCUUGCAUUCAAGUCAUCCAGUUACCAGGUAUAUACCUGGAGAAAAGACACGCUCUCUGCCCAGCGGAAGUUCUAUAUAUAUAUAUAUAUAUAUUUGUCAUUGAGCAGGGCUCGUGUUGUGUUUUAUUUUUUGUUUAUUCACUCUGAUGUAUAAAAACAACCAGACGCCUGAUAUGGAUGCAGUCUCUCCAACCUUGCGGACAGAAUCUCCUGUCGGGACGCUCUGCCAGAAGACGCCAGAAGAGGCGAUCUCUCCAGCGUCUUCCUCGGAGAGCGGAGCCAAGGAGGUCAGCCAGGAUAUAAGUGCUCAGGACAAUCCAUUUGUUCCAACAGUUACAGCAAUAUCCUCCACCCCAGAUUUCCAGUGGAUGGUCCAGCCUACGAUUAUUACAUCUGUCUCCCCGUCUCUGGGCAGCAAGCAAGCCAAUGAACCGCAAAGCUCUCACCAGGCAACACCCAAAGCAGGCGGGAGCAAGGGAAAAAAUGCUGCCAGAAAGGGGAAAACAGAGCAGUUGUCUCCAGAGGAGGAGGAGAAGAAGCGGAUAAGACGGGAGAGGAAUAAAAUGGCUGCAGCAAAGUGUCGCAACAGACGGCGGGAGCUCACAGAUACGCUGCAAGCUGAGACCGACAAGCUGGAGGAGGAAAAAGCAGCCCUGGAGACGGAAAUAGCCAACCUGCUCAAAGAGAAAGAGCGCCUCGAGUUUAUCCUCGCCACACAUAAAUCAGUAUGCCAGAUCCCAGAGGAGCUGGAGUCCAUUUUACAGGCUUCGGUGAGUUCCCCAGAGCUGCCUCCCAGUCCAGAUGAGGACAGGCUUCAGGAUGAAGGCAUCCAGGAAGCUCCUUCACUCCAGGACAUGGACAUCCCCAGUGAUCCGUCCACAGCCAUCUCUGGGAACUCCAAUAUCUUGCUGUGCGCCAACGCUGAAAUCAACAUCUCCGAUCUGGAGCCCUCCCUGGACAUUAAGGAGGGGCUACUAGACAAUAUCCUACCCAGUCUGGAGGACAGAAUCCCCAUGGAGACGGCUCGAUCAGUGCCAGACAUAGAUCUGAGCAGCUCCCUCGGCGUCUCGGACUGGGAGACCUUGUAUAAGUCUGUCUCCUGUGACCUGGAGCCUCUCAGCACUCCGGUGGUGACCUCCACCCCCACCUGCAGCAGCUACCUGUCUGUGUUCACGUUUGCGUGUCCCGAGCUGGACUCUCUGGCGGAGGAGGAACUGGACGGCCUUAAAGGUGGUCUGAGCAAGGCUGAAUCCGUUGAUAUUCUGAACUCGCCAACGCUUCUCGCCUUAUAAUCCACAGAGAGAGGGACGAGAUCUGCCUGAUCUCUGUUUUUUGUUUUUUAUUUUUUUAUUUUUUUUGUAUUUGCAGGUACCUGACUUUAAAAUGAAAUCAACAACAUAUGCCCAGAUAUGCUGUAACUGUUCAAGGAAUACCUAAAUGAAUUGUCUUGUGUUUGACUGAGUAUGCAUAUAAACUUUGUCCUGAUACUUAGCCAACAGAGUGAUGUAGCUAAAAGCAUGGCUGUUAAUUCAACAAGAGGGACUGUCGAUUUGGUUUUAAAAACGCAUGCAGAGAAAAUCCAAAUAAUUUUCAAAGCUUAUUUAUAGGUAUUCAUGAUCUGUUAAUAGAUCUAAAGUGUACUGUGCAAUUUGAUGUAUCUGUAUGGUGUUUUUUGUGCCAAAAGUGUAUUGAUCGCUGUAUGCAUUUACAUAUUCAUCCAUACCUCAAUGUCAUCAGCUGUGCUUUGACCUCAUCGUUGAAAUGUUGAAAGUUUUCCAUGAAAACAUCCAGUGCUAUACACUAUAUAUUAAUAUAUAUAUAUUAUAUCUAUUGAGAUAUAACUUUUAUUUAUUUUUUUACCUUUCAGAUUUUGACUUAUUUGUCAACAUUUAAAAAAAGAGAGCAUUGAUUGCUUAUCUAUGCUGCUGACUAAUAAUAAUAAAUCUAUGUUCCCAAUGGUG
Molecule: messenger RNA, 2642 nt
Organism: Xiphophorus couchianus (Monterrey platyfish)
Lineage: Eukaryota; Metazoa; Chordata; Actinopteri; Cyprinodontiformes; Poeciliidae
Product: proto-oncogene c-Fos-like
Exons: 4
Coding region: 828-1973 (381 amino acids)
Biological process (GO): regulation of transcription by RNA polymerase II
Cellular component (GO): nucleus
Molecular function (GO): RNA polymerase II cis-regulatory region sequence-specific DNA binding; DNA-binding transcription factor activity, RNA polymerase II-specific
Source: RefSeq, a predicted model, not a curated record